Messenger RNA from Emys orbicularis (European pond turtle), 1487 nucleotides. It is a transcript of the gene TMEM161A, whose product is annotated as transmembrane protein 161A. The record is from RefSeq and is a predicted model, not a curated record. Lineage: Eukaryota; Metazoa; Chordata; Testudines; Emydidae. Bases 30 to 1487 code for a protein of 485 amino acids. The transcript is spliced from 12 exons.
UGGCUUCGUGCGCGCGCCCCGACCCCGGCAUGGCUGUGAUGGGGGUGCAGCUGGUGGUGAGCCUGCUUACGGCGAGCAUCAUGCAGAAGAUGUCCCCGCACUGCUCCUUCGCUCGCUGGCUGCUGUGCAACGGCAGCCUGUAUCGCUACAAGCACCCUUCGGAGGAGGAGUUGUGCGCCCUGGCUGGGAAGCAGAAGCCCAAGGCCAAGCGAGACCGGAGGCUGAACGGGGUCACAGAGGAUAAACCCCUGUCAGUGCCCAGGGACAUCAACCUGCACUUGGAGACCACUCCAGUAACCACAGUGGAUGCUCUUGUGCUGCGCUAUUUCCUGGAGUACCAGUGGUUCGUGGAUUUUGCCGUCUACUCCACCCUCGUCUACCUUUUCACUGAAGGCUACUACUGCCUGGUGGACCCCCAGAAGGAGAUGAAUGUUGGCAUCCUGUGGUGCCUGCUUACGGUCUUCUUCUCCUUCAAGAUCUUCUUCAUGGUGAUGCACCAUUACUUCCGCUCAGAGGAGGGAGGCGAGCGCUCUGUCUGCCUCACCUUCGCCUUCUUCUUCCUCCUCGUUGCCAUGGUGGCACUCGUCGUGCGGGAGGACUACUUGGAGUUCGGCCUCGACUCGGGGCUUGCCAAUGUCAGUGAUAACCUGGAGAUUCUCUUAAAGCAGCGAGGAUGGGAAUGGACAGUUCCCAUCACCAAACUGACCUUCAAGGUGGGGCUGGUGGCCCUUUGUUCGUUCAUUGGCGCGUGUCUGACGUUCCCGGGAUUGCGGCUGGCGCAGACUCACCUGGACGCUCUGAAGAUGGCCGCGGACAGGCCAAUGACCCAGAUCCUGCUCCACGCCAGUUUCCUGGCACCCCUGGUCGUGGUGCUCAUGUGGAUCAAGCCCAUUUCCCGAGACUUGCUGCUUCAUGCACCCAUGGGGAAGCAAACGGUCCAGAUCAUGUCGGACUCGGCCUACAACUCCACGCGCCUCUGGACCAUUGUCGCCCUCUGCCUGCUGCGCCUGGCCAUGACACGCCACCACCUGCAGGCCUACCUCCAGUUGGCGGAACGCUGGGUGGAGCAGAUGAAGAGGGAAGCUGGGCGCAUCACCGCCCUGGAGAUCCAGCGCAGGGUCACGAGGAUUUACUGCUACGUCACCGUGGUCAGCCUGCAGUACCUGGGCCCCAUCAUCCUCACGCUGCACUGCACGCUGCUCCUCAAAUCGCUGGGUGACUACUCGUGGGGCCUGUUCCCCGAGCCCCCGCCCGUCUCCCCGGCGGUGGGCGCCGCACCGGCCCGGCCCGCUGCUCCCUUGGCUGAGGAGGAGGGAGGAGAGGACAUGCAGGCCAUGGUGGCGCAGAUCACGGGCGCGCUGGGCGCCAUCCUCACCCCGCUUUUCUACCGCGGAAUCUUCGCCUUCCUGACCUGGUGGGUGGCCGUUUGCCAAGUGAUCACCAGCCUCUUUGGCCUCUACUUCCACCAGUACCUGGCAGCCUCCUAA